Messenger RNA from Oncorhynchus nerka (sockeye salmon), 1035 nucleotides. RefSeq names its product exportin-T-like. The coding region runs from base 1 to 1035 and encodes 344 amino acids. Gene Ontology annotation, molecular function: small GTPase binding; tRNA binding. Gene Ontology annotation, cellular component: nuclear pore; cytoplasm; nuclear matrix. Lineage: Eukaryota; Metazoa; Chordata; Actinopteri; Salmoniformes; Salmonidae. The transcript is spliced from 8 exons. Gene Ontology annotation, biological process: tRNA re-export from nucleus. The record is from RefSeq and is a predicted model, not a curated record.
AUGGUGUAUUUUGAGCAGUUGAAGGAGUCCCCAGGAUGCCUGGGAGGUGUGUGCAGAGGCCUGGCUAAAGGCAUUUACAGUGACGACCAUGUGAAGUUCUUCUGUUUCCAAGUCCUGGAGCACCAGAUCAAGUACAGACAUGGAGGGCUCAGUCCUGCCCAGCAACAGCUGAUCAGAGAAACCCUGAUGAAGUGGCUCCAGGGUCAGUUAAUGAACUCCCAACCAGAGAAGCCGUUCAUCCGUAACAAGGCAGCCCAGGUGUUUGCUCUGACCUUCGUGAUGGAGUACCUGACCCACUGGCCCAAGUUCUUCUUCGACCUGCUGUCUCUAGUGGGCCUGAACCCACACGGGGUCGACGUCUACCUCAGGACACUGAUGGCUAUCGACGCUGAGGUGGUGGACAGAGACAUCCUGCACUCCCCUGAGGAGGUUCGUAGGAACACAUUAAUAAAGGAUGGUAUGAGGGAGCAGGUCAUCCCCAGCCUGGUUGAGUCCUGGUACCAGAUCCUCGGGGCCUAUCAGCAGUCUCACCCUGAGAUCACCUGUCAAUGUCUGGAGGUAGUGGGGGCAUACGUCUCCUGGAUAGACCUCAACCUCAUCGCCAACGACAGGUUUGUGAACCUGCUGCUGAGUCAGAUGUCUGUGGAGGACCUGAGAGAGGAGGCGUGUGACUGUCUGUUUGAGAUUGUCAAUAAAGGAAUGGACCCGACAGACAAGACCAAGCUGGUCGAGUCCCUCUGUCAAGUCCUGCAGUCGGCUGGCUUCUUCAACGUGGACCAGGAGGAGGAUGUGGACUUCCUGGCUAAGUUCUCCAGACUGGUGAACGGGAUGGGCCAGUCUCUGGUGCUGAGCUGGACCAAACUGGCCAAGGGGGGCGAGGUGAAGGCAGCCGCCGAGGCGUUGUGCGCCCUCGAGACCAAGGUUCCUCUGCUCCUCCAGCUGCUGGUCCACGACGACGACGACAUCUCAGCCAACAUCGUAGGCUUCUGCUACGACUACCUGCACGUACUGAAACAGGCCUCUGGUCGAAUGUAG